Molecule: messenger RNA, 4934 nt
Organism: Drosophila innubila
Lineage: Eukaryota; Metazoa; Arthropoda; Insecta; Diptera; Drosophilidae
Gene: SoYb
Product: putative ATP-dependent RNA helicase SoYb
Exons: 3
Coding region: 1-4890 (1629 amino acids)
Biological process (GO): transposable element silencing; germ-line stem cell division
Molecular function (GO): ATP binding; nucleic acid binding
Source: RefSeq, a predicted model, not a curated record
AUGUCAGGCGGCGAUGACGGAAAAAGGUUAAUGUCACGGCAACUGAAUUUGGAGCUACAGGAGCCGGUCAGGAGUCAGGAAAAGGAGCUGCUGGAGGAAGCCAUUAUCAUUACGCACUAUGUAAGUCCAACGAAAUUCCGAUAUAUAAUGCUUCAAGAGCUACAGGAAAAUGGAAGAAUGGUCAACCAUCUUGAAUCGAAGCUGCCGGCGCUUUGUGAAGCCGACAAUUGUGGAAAGAUCUAUAAGCGUUUUCAGUAUGUGAUCCUGCGCUAUUAUCCGCUCGGGUCGGAGAAGUAUAUGCGUGGCCAAGUGAUUAAUAUCCAUGGAGAUGGGUAUAUUGUGGAGGCACUGGACUAUGGAUUUCUCAUUAACUGUCAGGGGAAAGAUUUGUGGCAGCUGCCCCAGAAACUGUGCAACAUUUAUAUACAAAUAAAGGAUGGCGGUCUGUUCGGUGUAUCCUCAUCCAGUGGCGAUAAGUGGUCCAACAGGGAAGUCAAGAUGCUCAACCAGAAGCUGGAAAUGGCGGUACUGUUAAUAUUUCGGAUUAAAUAUCAAAACUAUGGUCAGCUGUUGAUUAAGUCGCCGCAUCAGGAUGAACCGCUGCUCAAUGCUGUCGACUAUCUGAUAGAGAAUCAAUGUGCUCGCCAAGACCAUAAGCACAUGACUCCAAGAAGCGAUGAAUCUCCGUUCAACAUGGACAAAGUGGAGCUAAAUGUUGCGGAUGUCAAGCCCAGCGCGUGUGUUGCAACAAUUAUCAGACUUAUGGAACUACAGCACAUCAAGUUGCCGUUAUGCGAUCCUGACGACAAUCCCAAAGAGGAAAAUCAGCAUUCCAAGCAGAAGAAUGUCCCAAAGAUGCAGCAGAAAAGGCUGAGAAAUCUUUGUUUGGAGAACUCAAUCCGAACGGUGCCCGAAUCAGCGAAGCGCCUCAGCAUGGUCAAGAAUAGAAAUGAGAGCACCGUGGAGUCAGCUCUUAUUAGCGGCUCAUCGAGCAUCUCAAGCAGCGCCAGCAACUGCUCCUCCGACAGCUUCGACUUCUCCUCCGACAGACGCAGAAGAAGCGCCUUGGAUCCAAUGAUCAGAGCAAAGAUCAAUCAGGAACUGCCAGUUCAGGAGAAACCAGAGAAGACACAAUUACUUCAAUCGAAGCUAUCAUCGCGUCGCAAAGCUAAACUGGCCCGAUCCUUUGAUGAUAUUCGCAACUCAGUCUUUAAUCCCGAAAACAAGCCCACGACAAGUGAAGCUUUUCUUAAUAUUACAAAGGAACCACUCAAGAAAUCACAGGAAAAGCCAAUGCCUUCAUCACUCUUCGAAGAAAAACUGGAUCACAUCAUAGAUGAGGUGAGAAAUACGGCAAAUCCUCUCAAGAAAUCCUCUCAAUCGAAAUCGAAAGCUGUCCUAGAAUCGCAGGACAGAGAAUAUCUGGAUUGCAUCAUUAAAAAGAUGAGUGAUUUGAAUAAUCCUGUCAAGAAAGUUACGGAACACUCUUUACAGGGGAAAAAUCGCGAUUCUCCCAAAAAAGUGACAGACCGGUCUCCACAGUUAAAAUCAAAAGCUGUCUUGGAAUCACAGGACAAAGAAAAACUGGAUCGCAUCAUAAAAGAGAUGGGCGAUUUGAAUAAUCCUGUCAAAAAAGUGGCGGAACAGUCUUCAGGGGUGAAGAAACCGCAGCAUAAGUUGUCCCCACUCAAUCCUCUCGAGAAAUCGAAAGCUGUCCUGAAGUCACAUGAUAUCAAAGUGUCCAAAAUGCGAGCAGGCGAAAAAUCCUUGGCCAAAGAAAGAUCCGAAAUCAAUUCUAUAGCUAAUGAGCAACUGCUUUUGGCGCACAGCAAUGGGCAGGUAUCGGCUAUAAAUGGAACUCCCGAAACGCUAUUCUGUCAGGACGUAUGGAUGAAUAUGACAGCGAUGAACUACCAGACGCCGUUGCCCAUGCAACGUUAUACCUGGCCACAUCUGAUGAGGGUCAACUCGUUGGUGUUGAUCGAUGGCAUUGGUAGGGGACGCUCCUGGUGUUAUUUGCCCAUGCUGUGCUCCUUGGUAUUGAAUUGGAUGCAGAGGCCAACAACGAGGAAUGGGAAUGCCCUCAAUCUGGGUCCAUUGGCUGUUCUAUUGGCGGAUUCGGUGGGAAAUGCACGGAUGCUGUUUAAUCAUUGCUGCAAUUUGAUGAAAUCCAACAAUACACAAAUGUUGAAAGUGAUCAACACUCAUGAUCACAGUCUGCUGGAUGUACAGCUGAUGCUCUUGAAUUCCUGUGGCAUCUUGAUCACAACUGUAUCCCAUAUGAAGCGACUGUUUAUCGACAAUGAACUCAAUCUCAUUGAUCCACACCGUUUGAAGUACUUCAUCGUAGAUGAUUAUGAUCGCAUGUUGUCGGCUGUUCCCGACUUGCUGCAUGAAUCACUUCAGCUGCUACAGAAGCUGGCCAGUCCCCAGAUCCAGCUCAUCCUUAUCGCUCAGCAGUGGCAUGGUCGCGUCUUCCUCCAGUUGAUGAAGCGCUUUAAUCACAAUCCUCUCCUGCUUUUCGGCGACUUCUUAGUGGCAGCCAUCUAUGGCAACCUGAAAAUGGAUGUUAAGCUACGACACUCCAGCAAAAAAACACUGCAGCUUAUCGAUUAUUUGAGUAAUCUGGCCAAAGCAUCUGUAAGAAAACGCACUGUUAUUUACUGCAAGUCCAAGGAGGAGCUGGUGGAUCUAGAACAGGCGCUGACUGCGACUGGUCAUAAGUGCAUCGGUCUAAGCGAUGCAGUGCAUCAGCAAAUUCAUGAGUUGUUGCUGGUAACGGAUCAACAGCAGCAGCCAACACAGUUGCCAAUGAGGAACUUUGAUCUUUUGGUACACUACAGUCUUCCGGCUAGUUGGCAAAAGUUUUCCUAUCGUUUUCAUGCGAUCAUCGAUAACAUUGGCAAUUGUUUGGUGCCAGAGGAGAAGCAGAAGGAUAUUCUAUCCUAUGUAAUGCUGGACGAGAACAACAUCUAUGAGUUGCUGCGACUGGCGCAAUUUCUGAAAGCCCACGACGUUAAGAUGGAUAAGCAUAUAGAUCAGAUGGUGGCCAGUUGUCGGCAGGUGACGGAUCAGAAUCGUGUCUUCUGUCCACAAAUGCUGAGCAGCGGCGACUGCGGACAAAUGUUGUGCAACAAUCGACAUUUCACAAUCGAUGAAGAUUUUCUGCGACCCAAAUGUGAUCUGUGGCAAUCGGAGACUGUCGUCCGUUGCAAGCUCAUCAAAGUCUACAAUCCUGUGCACUUCGCUGUCAUGGCUGAGAGUUACAAGUCCAGCGAUUGUGAAUCCUGGAAAGCAACCCUAAGCCAAUCCAAACUAAAAAAUCUGUGCACUUCUUUAAGCCUCCACAUGAGUUUGGAAAAGAAUCGUCGAAAGCAGCAAAAGCUGCAGAUCUCCGACAUUUGUGUAAUCUUCCGUGACAUGAGGUAUCAACGUGUCCGUGUCGUGGAUCUGUCUGAUCAGCGUCUGGUCGGCGUACAACUGUUGGAUGAGGGCACCGAACUGUUAAAGGUUAAGCCAUCCGAGUUACUCGAGUGUGAUGCCAAAUUUAAAGAGUUUCCUCCACUUUCCAUGGACGUGAGAUUGUGCGGAUUGAUACCGUCCAGCAUUGGGGAAGGCAAUUGGUUGACCGAGGCCAGCAAGUGGAUCAGCGAGGAACUCAUUGAUCUACACGGCAAUCAGUAUCUGCAGCUGCUUGUGGAAUUUGCCAUGUUGGACACUGUUUAUGUCCGGGAAAUAACUCUGAUGCAGGAGUGUCCUACAAUGGGAACCUGUGUCAAGACUAUGCAACUAGGUAAUGAAUUAAUAAUGCGUGGGUUCGGACUGCGGGAGGAGCAGAGCAUUAAGAGACUAUGUCUAAUGCAUCAGGAGUUCAAAAAGCAACAGCAACUGAACAAUCCAAGGGAUGGCAUGGUUGAAAAAGACAUCAUACAGGAAGAAAGUGAUGAGAAGAGGCUAGCUAAAACAAAAGUAUUGGAGGAACUGAAAAAAUCAAGCCAACAGCUUGGACAAAUGCAUCAGGAGAACAAACAAUUGGAAAAUGAAUCUAUCGAAGCGUUCCAUGACAGAAAGAAUGAGGUUCAGCUACCGCAGGAAAAAGAAAAAUUGGAGGAGGAACCUGCUAAGACACUCGAUAAACUGUGUGAUGGGGAAAAAGCUGAUGAAGUCGAUGUGAAUAAGGAAGAAGAUGACUUGAAAUCAGUUGCGGCUGAUGAAGAAUAUUCUCCCUCAAGCACAGACCAUUUUUUGGAUGUACUGCUGAAGAAUUUGCAGAGCAACGAUCCGAUGGUUAAGAAAAGCGCAAAACAAAUAAUUCAAGAAAUUCUCGCCGACGAUAAUCCAGUUGCGAGGACGUCACCCAAGCGAGAGAAGACUACAACUAGGCCACAGAUUACUCCGGAUACGCUGAGCAAGUCGCUUUAUUGUGCCUCCACUGCAGGGAAUGCGGUGCGUCCGAAGGUCAGAUGGCAUCAAACCCUCAUGCAGAUCGAGCUAAUUUUUGAGCAACAGGUGCCGCAAUACGAGCUCAUACAUCAGGAUAAUGUUUUGAUCUAUCAGGUUCUGGAGACGACACCGCCACAGCGUUGCAUACUGAAUCUCCUGGGCGAGGUUAAGUUAUUGUCGGAACAACAGCACGGCUAUCAACUGCAUGUGAAGUUGGCCAAGCAUAACCUUAACCUAUAUUGGCCCACCUUGUUGAGUUCCCUCAGUGCCCAGCAGCAUUGCCACUGGUUGGUCUACGACACGGAACGUGGCAAGUCAUCGCAAUCCGAAAUGGGUCGAAUCCUUUGGACGCGUUACCAGCGAGGUCUGUGUCCUUCCAAUUUGACUGACGAUGAGGGCAGCAACUACUCCUCCGAUGAUGAGAGGAGCUACUCGGAUGACGAGUGAUUUUUGAUUGCAAAUCAAACGAAUUGCAAAGAAUAAUUCCCGUU